AUGGCCGACCGUAGAAAGCGCGGCGCGCCUACAGAUUCGAGCGGCUCUCCUCGCCCACGGGCACGCGCUAGGCCAGCACACACCCAUGUCCUCAAGAAGCUGAACGCAGUAGUGGCAACGGUGCUGUUGCUGACUGUCGUCACAUCGACUGUCACUCAGCGCUUUGCACCCAAGGCGCGGCAACCCAUCCACGAGCCGCGACGCCUGGAUUGGGAAGAGCACGUGAAAGACGUGAGACGCAGGAAGCUGUUCCGACGCAUGUACAGGAUGGAGGAGCACAGUUUCGACAAGCUGGCGGAACUUCUGCGACCCAUCCUCGAGCGCAACGACUACAGCGCAAGGUUGCGCACGAGUAGUGGAGCUGUGCCGGUGAAAAUUCGGCUGGCUGUGGCGUUGCGCAUGUUCGCCGGGGCGUCAUACAUCGAUGUCGCUCUGCUGUUCGGCAUUGCGAAGGAGUCCGUGUUUAACGUCAUGUGGCAAGUGGUGGACGCCAUCAACAACACGCCGACGGUCGGGCCGUUCUUUUUCCCCCAGACAGUGGAGGAGUGCACCCGGCAAGCCAGGGAGUGGGAGGUCAAAAGCACCGGCGGCGCAUUCGCAGGGUGUGUGGCUGCCGGAGAUGGCCUGUUCGUGAAGACAUUCGCCCCAACCGUGGUGAACACCCCGAAUGUACUCUCCUUUUUUUCGGGUCACAAGAACGGGUACGGCUUGAACAUCCAGGCGACCUGUGAUGCCAACUACCGCUUCUGCAGCAUGUCGGCCAUCGCGGCCGGUUCGACGAACGACUGGACCGCGUGGAAUCGCUCGGAGCUAUCAGACUCGGUGGCGCGCCUACCGCCCGGCUUCUACAUGCUAGGAGAUGCAGCGUACCCCCUCAGCGAUCAACUCCUCACGCCGUACCCAGGGAAGUUGCUACCUCGAGACCAGGACGCCUUCAACUUCUACCUCAGUCAACUGAGGGUGAAGAUAGAGCAAGCUUUCGGCAUCCUCGUUGGGCAGUGGGGUAUUCUGUGGAGGCCGUUGCGGGUUCAGUUCGCUGGGCGCAGCGGCCUCAUCACUGCCCUCUUUCGCCUGCACAACUUCCUCUGCGAUGAGAAAGUGAAGCCUGUCCACAUGACCGAAGAGGAUGGGGACUCCGCGCGCGACCGCCCCAACCUGACAGAAGAGGACACGCUUCCGGAAGAUUUCCAGACGGCCUCCAGGGGCACGCCGACCAGGUCGGGCGACGUCGCCACCCGUAUGGCGCUGAGGAUGACGCUGGACAACAAGCGGCAGUACCGCCCUCUCCACAACGUGGUGCGCAACGAGGCACGGGGUUCGUAAAGGGCUGGAAGGCGAGAGCGGAGCUGUGCGGACUGGACUCGAUCGCCAAUGGGCUGGCCGCGACCGGGUGCUUGAAGGGGGGGAGGGGGGAGAAGGGGCGGGGCAGAACGUGAAGAUGGGGGGGAGCGACAGACCAACGUCUUGGGGGUCGCCAGGGGGGGGGAGCAGGGGCAUGGUGAGGGGGGGUAUACAUGUAGGGUUGGUGGGGUGCGGCGGGGUCGUCGGCGCGAGUCGCCUGCCGCUGGGAGGACUGAGAUGGGUUUGUGGUUUUUGUCUUUGUGUGGAUUGCGGUUCUCUUGUGUGGCGUUGGGAUGGGAAUGGAUGUAGUAGGUGUUUUGUUCCGACUUGGUGUUGUUUACAGUACCUGUUGUCUCUCGUGUGAUAAUGAGUAGUUGUGUUGCGCGGGGAGCCAGAAAUAGUGCUCUUUGUUAUCUCUGCCCUACAGAUGAAGAUUUUGUUUUCGCCGCAUGUAUUGUUGUUCAGUUGGACACACAGCAACGUGGCGGAAAUUACGUGUACUCCCUCUUCGGUAUUUUUAAUGGUUUUCUAGAAACGUCAGCGGUUUACGUCCAGCCUGCGAAAAAUUGGUUCCAGGGGGGACUGUUGUGUACGCACUAAACCCUUCCCCAACCAUCCCCUCUCACAGUCUCAAAAUCCGCAUUCCGUUGUAAUUUUUGGUUGUCAGUGUUAUUUAAGGAGGGACGGUAUUUAAGUAUACCGGAUGUUAACUUAUUUUUGUGUACCCUUCGUUUCCUGCGUGUGUUUUCUCGAAUGUGGACAUGGCUCCAGCACUUUUGUGACCACGGGCCGUGAGUUGCUAAAUUUUGGGAUAGCAACUUCGAUUAUAGGAAUUCAUGUGAUGAAAACAACGAAAAACUAAAA
Ectocarpus sp. CCAP 1310/34 is the source of this 2205-nucleotide messenger RNA. The record is from the annotation of a GenBank genome assembly. NCBI's taxonomy places the organism in Eukaryota, Phaeophyceae, Ectocarpales, Ectocarpaceae.